This is a messenger RNA of Ooceraea biroi (clonal raider ant), 1767 nucleotides long. RefSeq names its product phosphopantothenoylcysteine synthetase (gene Ppcs). The record is from RefSeq and is a predicted model, not a curated record. Lineage: Eukaryota; Metazoa; Arthropoda; Insecta; Hymenoptera; Formicidae.
UUGAAGUAUGUACGCAUGAAUACUUACGUUACAUAAGCCCUACGUGAUCUGUGAUUUAUUUUAAUACUAUUACGCAACUCGCGUGUCGAAAAAAAGUUUGAAUUAAUGCUCGAGACUGAAUAAUCAUUUCGUUUACGGGAAACUGCGAAGAUCCUCGACGCUGAGGUAGCAAGUUCCUUCGAAUCACCAUAAAGAGACGGUGGUCGCAAUGGUUUCGGCAUGGGAAGAAUUCUAUGCGAAGCAACCACCUCCUCAGGAUCUGGUGCAGAAUGAAAGUGCACUGAGAGAAUUUGCCAAGCAGCAUAUGCAGAAGGGCAAUAAAGUGGUGUUGGUAACGAGUGGAGGCACGACGAUACCUUUGGAACACAACACUGUCAGAUUUGUCGAUAACUUUAGUGCAGGCACAAGAGGAUCCGUUUCAGCUGAAUACUUCUUGGAGCAAGGAUAUGCAGUCAUUUUUAUGCAUCGAAUCAAAUCCUUAGAACCUUUCUCGAGGCAGUUUCAGAAAUUUUUAGACUUGCUACAAGUGUCAGAUAAUAGCGAGAACCCUGUCAUUACAGUAUUACCGGAAUAUACGCAAAAAGUGGCAACGAUAUUGCGAAAAUAUAGAGAAGCGCUUGAUCAAGGAAAAUUAUUACAACUUACUUUUACGACUCUUUCCGAAUAUCUCUGGCUGCUGCGAUCUGCUUGCCAAGCACUAGCACCGUUGGGAAACGGGGCUAUUCUAUACUUGGCAGCAGCAGUCUCAGAUUUUUACAUUCCCUCCAAUGAGAUGUCAGUUCACAAGAUUCCCUCGAGCGGGCCGCCGACCAUAUCUCUUCAUUUAGUACCAAAGAUUUUAGCUCCGUUAGUCAGUUUAUGGGUACCAAAGGCAUUUGUGAUUUCCUUUAAACUGGAAACUGAUGAAAAUUUGCUGAUAUCUAAAGCGAGGACUGCUCUCAACAAGUAUCAUCAUAAUCUUGUAAUCGCCAAUAUGUUGCAAACUCGAAAGCAGCAAGUGAUAAUUGUGAGCAAGGAAACUGAGUACAGCUUGUCUCUCACAGAUGAGCAGUUAGAUAAUGGCGAGGAGAUUGAACAAUUAAUUGUAAAUGAUCUCGUUGAGAAGCACGCAAAGUUUAUAGGCUCUGAUGAAGUUAGUUGAUCUAUCUGUUUUAAAUUAUAUUUAUUAUAUAUAUUAUAUAAAUUAUAUAUAUUAUAAUUAUAUUUCGUAAAGUGCAUUUUCCGCGGAGAUGAGGAACGGCAAUAUAAGUUACGACAGUAUAGCAUAUUUAAACGGCUUUUUGUGGUAAUGGAAUCCUCAGGUUUAUGAUAUAAUAUCAUAAUAUAAUAUUACUAUAUAUAUGUAUAUAUUGGUAUUAUAAAACAUGACGUACAAGAACCAGUUAUAAAUAUUACUAUUUUAUACAACAAAUAUUUUACAUUCACAUUUUUGUACAGAUUAUGAAAAGCGUGAAUCAAAUCGAUGACGAUUAAUCGAAAGUAAACGAGAUAUGUAAUUACUUAUCAAAAUAUAUCACGAUAUAUCCACGUUUUAAAUGUUCAUUAAACUGAACUUAUCUUAAUCCUUCGCACUCAGAGACAAGAAAUUCGUUCGAACAAAUUUUAUGUUUGCAUUUUAAGUUUUUCUCAAUAAUUACCUGCAGUCUUUUCGUGUCUUUUUCCCUUAGAAGAGACAGUCGAGUGCAAAGGGUUAAAGUCACUAGACAUUUCCAAGCGUUGUUUUGAUUACCUGAAUAUUAUAUGUACAUAAAUGUAACUUAGAAAAAA